ACGAGCGUUAAAAACGUUCUUAUUGCAGUUAAAAACGCUGUUUCUCUCACUCUUGCGACGGUCCAUACCGAAAAGUUUUAAAAUGGGAUGAAAUGUUUAAUGUAGUUCGCAACAUCGUGUACCGUCUGCCAUGGGUGACGUCACACUCGCCUGCAUUUGGCCAGUGGUAAUCUUAUGGCGGUAAAUUCGUGAGGGCGACCAUGUUGGCAUCUUUAUCGUCUUUUUACGACAAUAUUCGCUCUUAUUCUCUCUCUGGAAGGAAACCAGGAGACAAACGUCGAAGAGAAAGGGAGGACGAUGUUGUUAUAACUGAUGUUCUUCAGACACCACCAGCAAAGAGGUUAAGGAAUAUUGAGGGAGCUGCCCAUGAAAGCAGUAACAACAGCCCUAUCCAGAGUUUUAGUGAUUUCGUCAAGAAAGUCAAAUCAUGGUCUGGUAGGUACUUCUGGCAGUACGUGGUCAAGGGAGAAACUCUAGACGAUGGCAAAUCUUCCUUGAGGAGAGAUCUGAAUGAUGCUGAGGAUGAAAUGGAGAAAAUUAGAUGUUCUACAAGUACAAGAUCAACUAGUAGCGCUCUAACUAAUGAGUGGCGACAUCAAGGAAGUCCUGGUUUAACAAGGAGACCACUGAACAAGAGCAGAGGACCAGAAACCUCAACACCAGCAAGAUCUUGCAAUAAAUCAAACAGAAAGGGGUUACUGACAUCCACAAGGCAAAGUAAGAGUGUGACGGAAAGUUCAGGAAGAGUCUAUGAUCCAUCUAGAUAUGAAGACACUUCUGGCAGUACAAGUACAUCCUACAAAGUCAUGCAGUACAAGAUUGGAAGCACCAAGGGUCGUAGCUCUCCACGACCUCAAUCCAACGGCCGAUCUGUACCAAGACCAAAGAGUCAGAUCCACAGUGCUGCAGCCAAGAAAUCCCCUGGUGACAGAGACAGAUUCAUAAGCACAGCAGAGAGGGUUGUUCGCCUGGAUGAACGAGACAGAUACAAACAGUUAGUGGCGCAGUUCACCACCAUACAGACACCUGAAAGUGUUGGAACAUCUUGGAACAGAACUGUGGCUGAACCAUUACAAGUUGACACUGAUUUUCUUACCAAGACAAGGUCACAUGGAAGGUCAGAAAAUGGAAGUCUGUUGUCACCGAGAUCCAGCUUGCUACCACCCUCUGUGUCAUUCACAGUCCCAGCCUCCGCUCCCCAGUCAUCAACCAGGCUGAGGGUAAUGGCAUCACCAAGGAGAUCUGUCAACAGAUCCCGCCAGGCUACCUCAGAUGUUAGUUUGUACUCAAGGCCAGGUCCCAUUGAAGUGUCACCUCCAAGCAGUAGUUAUCAAUCAAGUAGAACCCUGGACACGCCUGCUGUGUGCAAUCCCUUUGAUGAGGAUUGGACCAGAAAGUGGCGAGAUCUUCUGUCAGAUGAAAGUUUAUCGAGGCAAAGGGAGAUUUCAAAGGAGGAGAAGAAAUUGCAGGCAUUAAAACAAAAGCGAGAAGAAGAUACUCAAGCGCUCAAAGAAAAGAUCCAACAUAGAUUAAGGAGAGUGAAACAAGGAUUUGACGAAGAGGAGGAAACAGAGGGAGAGGAAGAAGUCGAAGAAGGUACAGAUUCGUUUGUACCACUCACAAAUGAAAUGGAGAGAAUGGUGGAUUCUGCCUUGGCUCCAGGGUACUCUGAAGAUCCUCUUGUUGAAGGCUUCCGCGUGACUCUGAAACGAAGUGACUUGGCAACUCUUAGUAACCUGAACUGGCUCAAUGAUGAGAUAAUCAACUUCUUCUUUAACCUUCUCGUGGAAAGGAGUAACCAGGAAGGGAAAGUAAAAGUCCAUGCUUUCAAUUCAUUCUUUUAUCCCAAACUCGUCAAAUCAGGAUAUGCAAGCCUUAAACGUUGGACUAAGAAGGUGAUUAGGUUUGUCUUAUAUCAUUCCUUGGCUUUGUUUCAUUCAUGGUCCUUAUCGUUUGAUCUCUUUCCACCUCAGGCGAUCGAUUUCAACAAAAAAUGCAUUUCAUACUACGACUCACUGAAAGGCUCCAACCCACAGUGCUUGUCAGCACUAAGAGAUUACCUAAACAGUGAGUCUAUGGACAAGAAGAAAGUGUCGUUUGACAUGACGGGCUGGAAGACAGCGUCUCCAAAAGAUAUACCGGAGCAACUGAACGGGUGCGAUUGCGGAGUUUUCGCUUGCAAGUACGCAGAGUAUUUAUCAAGGAGGGCGAAGUUCGAUUUUGAUCAGAGGCACAUGCCUUACUUCAGGCGCCGAAUGGUGUACGAGAUUCUGACCAAAAAGCUUCUAUGAUAGGCGACAAUCGUCAGAUACCGUGUUCACGCCAUGAAGCCGUGAUGCCGCACCCAUGAAUCGACUACGGAAGAGACAAUCCCGAUAUGGUGGUCUGGCCAGUCCAACACAGCAGUUGCUUUGGCCACAUGCAAUGCUUGGUUCCAAUUUACGGAGUUUUCAAUCUUUGUGUGUCAAUUAAAUGUUUCGUGGUGUUACCAUCACGAUUGUGCGGUUGAGCUUUUUCUACCUGGAGUAAUCUCCGAGAUAAAGUUUGCGAUUUGAGAAACGGAUGGACAGACCAUUCCCGUUCACGAAACAUCUCUUAAUUGGUUUAAAGUAAAAAAGUUUGGUAAAAAGCUUUAAUAAAGGUUAACGUGAGAGCAAAUACCCCUCAUAAGGAUGGAUGUUACCCUUCUCAGUUCGUGGUAUUGAAAUAUGGAUUCUCAUUACAGACUACCACACGUUUCUUUUAAUGUAGUUCAAGUCUGGUAACACAUCACAAACCUCUGUCAGAAAUUCGAUCGUGAUCAUCAUCGU
Messenger RNA from Orbicella faveolata, 2810 nucleotides. RefSeq lists its product as uncharacterized. Gene Ontology annotation, cellular component: nucleus. The record is from RefSeq and is a predicted model, not a curated record. Lineage: Eukaryota; Metazoa; Cnidaria; Anthozoa; Scleractinia; Merulinidae. Gene Ontology annotation, biological process: protein desumoylation; proteolysis. Gene Ontology annotation, molecular function: deSUMOylase activity.